Molecule: messenger RNA, 2156 nt
Organism: Paramacrobiotus metropolitanus
Lineage: Eukaryota; Metazoa; Tardigrada; Eutardigrada; Parachela; Macrobiotidae
Exons: 2
Coding region: 207-1934 (575 amino acids)
Cellular component (GO): membrane
Molecular function (GO): wide pore channel activity
Source: RefSeq, a predicted model, not a curated record
UCUUCGUUUCACUUUGAAUAAUAUUUAUGUUCGUAAACUGUGUAGCUACAGUUAAACGGUAGUGGAUGAUUUUACAGUUAAUUAUUUUCCGCAGCAAUAAGUCUUAUUUAAACCAUCUCAGAGUGCAGAAACACCAAACAGAUCGGAAAUAACAGACGUAAUUACCUAACUUGUAAGCUGGGUAAUCACUACUUAUACACUCUAUAAUGCCUCGACCGCAGAAUGUGCAAACUGUUCUUGUGCUUUCGCUUCUGCUGUCAGCUUCCGAUGGCUACGUUGUACCGGCCGGAGCCGGCUACGUGGGCGCCGGUUACAAUAUCUUGAUCGGCAAUAACGACGGCGACCACUUGUUUAGCUAUAGCGGUGGACCGGACGCCGGCAUGCUGUCGACAAAAAUGAUCUUGGACAAAGUUCUGGCAUCGGCACCCGGCGAAGACUACUGUGCCGACCAGAGUAUCGUAUGCAUGGGAUCGGCGGAGGAAACAACGGAUAAUCAGGAAGCGGUAGUGGCGGAUUUGCAGCAGCUGCAAAGAUUAUAUGCCACUGCAUGGAUAUUUGACAGUGAUCCCGAUGAGCCGCCACUACCUCUGGAAACCGAUUUAGCGGGAAGCCGCAGCGCCACCAUGAACGAGGCGAAAGAAGUACUGGAAGCCAAAGGCAAUGUCAUUUUGGAUACUCGCAACAUCAUUACGGUAGCGGAAUUGCGGAUGAAAUACAAAUCCACCGGAAAACUAACCACUGAAUUCCUUAACGAUCUUUGCAAUCUCCCGGCAGACUACAACCGCGAUGUGUACCGACGGUUUUUCUCCACAUGGGGCACACACGUCGUUGUAGCGGUGAAAGUCGGUCGUCUCGUCAUCAGCCGCGACGAAAUCCCCGUGACCUCGCUGAAUAAUCUCAUCAUGAAAGCGCCGUCCCUGGCAUCUAUCGUCCAUCUGGACGUAGCCACUUCGUCCGUGUCGUACGACAGUUCCGCGUUCCAGAAUCCAUUUAUUGUGGAAAAAAUAAUCGAAUUAGCCAAGCAGGGCAACUUUUCCGGCACCAUCAAACAUCAGUUCACACGGGGAACGCCCUCCGCACCUACGCCCAUUCAACUGACUCUUCGGCGCAUCGAUACUCUUUUGACGAAGAAUCUGCUGGACAAUUCGUAUCCCAAUAUGAAAUCUUAUUGUCCAAAUUACAUUACCGCAGAGGAUAAACUUAACCAGACCAGAGCAAAUAUGCGACAGGGAUUGUAUGAUUACCCGCAGUACUUUCCCUCACCGAGUUUUGGAGUGAUUUCGCGAUCUUUUCAGUUGGAUUGGCCGCAUGGAACGUAUGCGCUGAUCAAAAACACUAAUUGUCCCGAAACCGGAACGUUUCCCAUGUGGUCCGCCGCGGGAUCACUGCGACUGCGCGAUCGAUUUGGGAUGUUCGCAGAAUCCCUGCCCAGUACGGAAUUCGACGUCCAACUAACGCCGCGGCGCGGCAAUCGGGCGGAUUUAACCAUGAAAUUCUGUGUGAAAUACGCCGAUGGAAUUAAUGGCCGGUAUGACUGGCCGAUGGGAUCGUACUGCAUUUUCAAAAAAGAUAAAUGUCCAGCAGGUUUUGCCGUCGGUUCCAUCAGUAUUCGGUCGCGGAAAGCCUUCCUCGAGAACGAUGCGCUGCCAGAUGGAUAUUAUUUACGCCGCACUAGUAAUCUGGAGUUCUGUUGCAGAAAUGAUCGGGCUAUUAACGAAGCCAUUAUCUUGCCGACAACACAGCCGUUCACCUUAUUGUCCAGCGGAGGACAGUGCCAGAAAGUGCAAGGUAUGCGUUCAAGUCUGCGUGUGCAGAGUUUUCGCAAAGGUGAAUUGUCGGGAAUCCAUCCGUACAUAACGUCAAACAGCCGGCAACGGGGCGUGCUUGGAUUAAUGCGCCUUUACUUUUGUUAUUAUCAGCCAAAUGAACCAUAGAAAUCGGCAACGAUUGCAAUUCUGCAUCGCAAACUUGUUAGAACACACGUAUGCAUUUGCAGUCAUACAAAGCCGUUCAAUGACAAACACAAUGUAAUUAAUUUUCGUUUGUGAAACUUCGUCAAAUGACGACGUAAUACGCACUUUCCAGUGGAAACUAAUUGCUGAUCCGACAAAAACAACCAAUAUUUUAUUCGCGUUUCCUUUAAUUUAACUGCUUAA